Molecule: messenger RNA, 1790 nt
Organism: Elgaria multicarinata webbii
Lineage: Eukaryota; Metazoa; Chordata; Lepidosauria; Squamata; Anguidae
Product: fibulin-7-like
Exons: 7
Coding region: 97-1257 (386 amino acids)
Molecular function (GO): calcium ion binding
Source: RefSeq, a predicted model, not a curated record
ACUCUCCCUGCCCUCUCACUGACUUCCCUCCCAUGUUUUUAUCUGGCCAAAACAGCUGCGCAGAGAAGCCGCUCCCCUUCUACAGGAGAGCUCAAAAUGCAACCCAAGAUAGUGGCUCUGGUGGUGAUGGCCCUGGGCACCCUGCAGCUGCCCAUUAGCAGCACCCAGGGCUGCCUGAGCAAGCAACAGGUGGCAAAUGUCAUGAGGCAGAUGCAGAAGUUGCUGUCCUCGCACGAAGCGGCCCAGCUUCUGAGUCUGCGCAACUUCAAGAAGCAGCUGACUGUUCUGCAAGACAACGUCCAGAAGGAGGCGGCCAAACGCAACGAGAGUUGCCCUCCCCUGCCAGCGCCCUCGAAUGGCCGGAGGCUGGGCAGCAAGAGAGCCGUGGGGCACGAGGUGCAUUUCGUCUGCGAUCUGGGCUCCCUGCUGAUGGGCUCUGAGACACGGACGUGCCUGGAGAACCGCACCUGGAGUGGGCAGCAGCCCUCCUGCAAACAUUGGGCGACGCUCAGUAACUCGUCCUUUAGCCGCCAGCCCCGCUGUGCCGACAACCCCCUGGGCUCGCGCCAGUGCAGCUGUGACUCCGGCUUCCAGAUGCGGGCAGGAGGCAUAUGCCAAGAUGUGGAUGAAUGUCAGCUGUUCCAGUCCAGCCCCCACACCCGCAUCUGCCUCCAUGAAUGUGUCAACCUGCCCGGGUCUUACCAGUGCACCUGUCCCAGCGGCUAUCGGCUCCAGACUGACCAUAAUACAUGCAACGAUGUGGACGAAUGUGCUGAGAACCAACACAACUGCAGCCGCGGACAGACGUGCGUCAACGUCUUCGGAGGCUUCCGCUGCGUGCGGCCCGAAUGCCCCAAGGCUCAGCUCAACACCAGCUACGUCAAGACUUCCACUUUGCAGUGUGAGCGGAGCCCUUGCCCCAUGGACAGCAAGGCCUGCCGUAGAGCUGCCCACUCUGUCUCAUUCCACUACCUGCCCCUCCAGUCCAACCGCAGCGUGCCCAGGGUCCUCUUCAAGAUGUCCACCAGCCGCUUUGUGGGAGACAGCCUGCGCUUUGCCAUCUUAGGGGGCAACGGGCAGAGGAAGCUGAUGGUGCAGCGCUCCGACCAGCACACGGGGGAGCUGGUGCUCACCCGGCCAGCGGUGGGGCCGAUGACACUGGAGGCUGAGCUGGAAAUGAGCGAAUUUGCCCGGAAGAUCCUUCUGGGAAAGCACAUCUUCAAGAUCACAGUCUUUGUUUCCCAGUACGAGUUUUGAGCCUGGUCCCUGCUGGCCCCAACAGAAUCUGGCAGAACCUGGAGGAACAUCGACCAGAGAAUGUGAGUCUCUGCCUGUGACACCGUCGUGCGCUGCAAGAGGGGCGGAAGCGAAAAAGGAAGCCACCCCUUGAGACAUUCACCACCACUCUGCGCUCUUUGGGGUGGGGUGAUUCCAUGCAGUAUGUUGCUUCCACUUCCAGCAGAAGGGAAUAAGGACAUGCUACCGUUCCCGGCUACGUCCGACAGAAGCUGGGAAAGCCCCGAAGCCCCAUGAUAGUUAGAAAGCACGGCCUCAUCUGUGAGCUCUGAUUGGGCCACAGGAAAUGCGGGGUUUCAGGAGGCAGCAGUAUUAGCCGGGCUUCCCCACACUUGUCUGUCAUUCUGGGGGCUGGUUAAGAAAAAAUAAAAAUGAAGCGUGCCUCUGAUUUUGCGUCUUACUCGUACCUCCCAACAUGCUGCCCUCGACCAAAAGGCAAAUGCCAACUUCUGAAGGAGACACCAGCACACAAAUCUUUGCAACGUUAGAAAGGU